Messenger RNA from Elgaria multicarinata webbii, 1206 nucleotides. RefSeq names its product parathyroid hormone like hormone (gene PTHLH). Gene Ontology annotation, molecular function: hormone activity. NCBI's taxonomy places the organism in Eukaryota, Metazoa, Chordata, Lepidosauria, Squamata, Anguidae. The record is from RefSeq and is a predicted model, not a curated record. The transcript has 4 exons. Bases 189 to 737 code for a protein of 182 amino acids. Gene Ontology annotation, biological process: bone mineralization. Gene Ontology annotation, cellular component: extracellular region.
GCGGCGGCGGCUCUUCUGGCUGCCUCCCAUGCCGCCGCCUCCUCCUCCUCCUCCUCCUCCUCGCUUCACAUCGCUUUGCGUGUGCGCGCACCAGGCUUGAGAGAGGGAGAGGGAAAGCAGACAACUUGCCGGAAGCUCCUGACCUGAACCUGGAUUCUUAGGUUUCAAAGACCCGCAGCAAACCGACAAUGUUCCCGAGGCUCUUUCAGCGGUGGAGUUUCGUGGUCUUUCUGCUGAGCUACUGCGCACCCUCUUCUGGGAGAUCACUGGAAGGGAACAGCCGCAGACUUUUGCUUUUCUUAAUCAGCAAAAGGACAGUAUCUGAAUAUCAGCUGUUGCAUGACAAAGGGAAGUCUUUUCAAGAUAUACGAAGACGAAACUUCCUGCAAAACCUAAUGGAUGCGGUAAACACGGCUGAGAUCCGGUCUAUGUCAGAGGUAUCACCAAACCCUAAACCUGCCACCAUUGCAAAGAACUUUGCUGUCCGCUUUGGCAGUGAUGACGAAGGCAAAUACCUGACUCAAGAGACCAACAAAGCUCAGACAUACAAGGAUCAGCCCAUUAAGACACCAGGAAAGAAAAAGAAAGGGAAGCCUGGCAAACGCAAGGAGCAAGAGAAGAAAAAGAGGAGGGUUCGUUCAGCUUGGCUCAGCUCAAGAGGGUCUGGCAGUGGGAAGGCACAGAUCUCCGUCCUGGACCUCUUUAGCACUACACAUGUGAAUAAAAGGAGGCGUUGACAUCUUUAGCUUAGAUCUUUGGAAAACACAUUGCAGGAUUCUGUAAUACUGAACAGAAGUAUUUAUUACCUAUAUUUGUAAAUAUAUCAAAAUAAAAACUUGGCUGCAGAUGCUCUCCAAAACUGCACAUUUGAAAAUUAUGAAUAUUGGGGGGAAAUUUUGCGCUAAGAGAAUUCUUGUCACAUUUACUAUAAUUUAUUUUGUUGAAUGAUGUAUUUAUUUCUAUGAACUUUUAUCUUGGUGCUGCUGACUUCCUAUAUUUUUUGUAACAUAUUGCACUUUAGAUAUAUAUUAUGUCUUAUACUGAUAAGACAUAAAUAAACGAUUCCUGUUUUUUUUUAUCGGUUUUAAUGAGUUGCCCAAGUACAAUUGUUAAAAAUGAUUUUCUUCCAUGCAUGUAUAAAAAAGUAGUAUUUUUACAAUUUGUAAAAAAAAAAAAGUCCAAUAAAAUAUAAUCUAAUUAAAAUCA